Leishmania mexicana MHOM/GT/2001/U1103 is the source of this 840-nucleotide messenger RNA. RefSeq lists its product as hypothetical. Gene Ontology annotation, cellular component: cytoplasmic microtubule. The record is from RefSeq and is a predicted model, not a curated record. The transcript has a single exon. Bases 1 to 840 code for a protein of 279 amino acids. NCBI's taxonomy places the organism in Eukaryota, Euglenozoa, Kinetoplastea, Trypanosomatida, Trypanosomatidae.
AUGCCCCAAAACGCGGCGCAGCUGAACCGGACGCAGCUCCGUGAGCAGGAGGCGCUCAACCGGCAGCGCCGCCUGCAGGACGACGCGGUGGUACGGCGCGAGGCGGACGAACUCCGACGGACAAAGGCCCAAUACGACCACGUCAGCUCGCACGGCUACGGACGAGCUGGCAGUGGUGCCGCUGCGCCGAGGGGCAGCCGUGACACAUCCGACGGGGCUCAGAUUCGCGUGUAUGUGCACGAGUGCGACGAGGUGGCGAGCCAGUCCUUCUGCUACCGGGAGGGCACCGCUGCUCGCGCCAUCUCCAACGCAGGUCCGCGUUCUGGUGCGCCUGCAUCCACGUCGGCCGAUUCGCAUGUCGCCAGACGUGGUGUCAACGGCGCGCUGCUACCCAUCGGCUCGUCGGGGCGUCUUGGGUCACCGUGCGCCCCUGGGGGCAGUACGGCGUCCGGCGGUGGUGGCGGCACGUCGGACAUCGCAGGCGGUGCGGCAUCAAUGGUCGCACCGAACCGGGCACGGGUCCCUCGAUACCUGCAGCAACGCAAGGCAGAGCUGGCGGCAGAGAAGGAGGCGAUCGCCGCAGAGGCGGAGAGGCAGCGGCAACUUUCUCUCAUCCCUGCUGGUCAGCGCCGCGUUUCGGAGGAGGAGAAGGCAGACACCCUGCGCCGGCUGGACGAGCGGCAGCAGGAGCUCGAGGGGCAGCUGGCGCGCAUUCCCAUCCGCUUCGACACGCAGUCCAUCCAGCAGCGGCGGCGCGCCAUCGAGGAGGAACUGCGGCAGAUAGAGACGACACGCAACAAGUACAGCACCAAAGGUACCCUCUUCAUGCCGCUGUGCUAG